This is a messenger RNA of Zootermopsis nevadensis, 1227 nucleotides long. RefSeq names its product glutamate receptor-like. Lineage: Eukaryota; Metazoa; Arthropoda; Insecta; Blattodea; Termopsidae. Gene Ontology annotation, molecular function: ligand-gated monoatomic ion channel activity. Gene Ontology annotation, cellular component: membrane. The record is from RefSeq and is a predicted model, not a curated record.
AUGGCGUACGAAGGCGGUUUUGAAAUCCGUCUUCUGGAAUUUGCAGCGAGGACAAUGAACAUGUCGAUUGUGUACAGACAUCCUCCUUCUGAACUGUGGGGUGAAAAGCUUGAAAAUGGUUCCUGGACAGGGAUAUACAAGGAAUUAAUGUUGGACACGGCUGACAUUGCAUUUGCCGGUACUAUACUGUCUCAGAACGAGACAUUGGACAUGGACUUCACUGUAAGUCACGGUCCUCUGGGCUUCAUGUGGGUAGUGCCAUGCGCUAAACCAUUCCCUCGAUGGAAAAGCAUCACAAGAGUGUUCUCCCUGACAGCCUGGCUUCUCAUCUUCAUGACAAUACUCCUUGCUGCCGGCAUAUUGACAUGCCUAGCGAAGUGUGGGGUCCACGAACUGACAUUGUACAAGACUCUGUCUGGGUGUCUGUUCUGCACCUGGGCAGUGGUUCUGGGUGUAUCACCAAGCUCAGCGCCCAGCUCUGUACCGGUGAGGUUCUUCUUCAUCCUUUGGAUGUGGUACAGCGUAGCGAUCAACACUCUAUUCCAGACAUUCGUCACUAGCUAUCUCGUUGAUCCAGGACUUCAAAAACAGAUACAAAGUAUUGGCGACAUUUUGCGGUCUGGAGUUCAGUAUGGAUUUCAUCCAGAUUUGAAUGCAAGUCUGCAGGACGAAUCGAACAAACACCUAAUAGAAAUUGUGACACACAGCGAGCCUUGUAACUUCGUUGAGGCUUGUACCCAGAGAGUUGCAAAACGUGGUGAUUUCGUGACAAUUAGUAACCAUCACAGGGUUGAAUAUCUCAAUACUUAUAAGACCCUGGGUGACAAUGGGGAAGCCCUUCUGUGUACUUUUGGUGAUAAAGUCAUUCUCAGUUUCAAAACUUUCUAUCUACCUCAAGGAAGCCCGCUGCUGUACCGAUUCAACCGUGCCAUCAGUGUCGCAGUGCAAGCCGGGCUGGUAGAAUACUGGUGGCAAAGUGAGUUAGUCACCUCCAGGAUUAAAGCUGCGUCAAUUCGAAAAAUUUCUCCUCUUGAUAACUAUUCCACAUUCCUUUUGAUAUAUCUUCAGCCAGCCUUCUAUCUCCUCCUCCUUGGACACUGCUUCGCUUUUCUCACAUUUGUUGGCGAACUCUUCUUACAUCAAAUAUCACAAUUUAAGCUAAAUCACCAACUUCGUCAAGCAGUUAUGAUUCAGGCAGGUUAUCCGGGUGAAACUAACUCUGUUUAA